This is a messenger RNA of Rotaria sordida, 1386 nucleotides long. NCBI's taxonomy places the organism in Eukaryota, Metazoa, Rotifera, Eurotatoria, Philodinida, Philodinidae. The record is from the annotation of a GenBank genome assembly.
AUGCAAACUGGUAGCAAUCACACAUUAAAAUGUCCAUAUAACGAAUGGGAUAAUCCACCUUAUCGAACCAAAGCUGUAUAUCGUUACGAUGGUAAUUGGGAUCGAAUUGCUCGUAUUUCCGAUCGUACAAUGUGCAUGUCAAUUCGACAAGGUGAUAUUGAUCCGAAAACAGGUCAACCAAAGUAUCGUCAUUAUGAUGUACACAGUUUGUAUGGAUGGAGUCAAACGAAGCCAACAUUAGAUGCAAUGCGAUUAAUAACUGGUAAACGAAGUUUAGUUUUGCCUCGAUCGACUUUUGUUGGUUCGGGUCAAUGGAGUGGUCAUUGGCUAGGAGAUAAUGAUGCAACAUGGGAUGAAAUGAAACGAUCAUUAAUUGGUAUGAUUGAAUUCAAUUGGUUUGGCAUUCCAUUUAAUGGUGCUGAUAUAUGCGGAUUCGGUGGAAUACCAAGUGAAGAAAUGUGUAUUCGUUGGAUGCAAGUUGGUGCUUUCUAUCCAUUUUCUCGAAAUCAUAAUGUUCGAGAUACACCAGAUCAAGAUCCAGCAUCAUGGCCUACAUCAGCUGUGGCUAUUAUGGUUUCCACACUUCGUAUUCGUUAUACUCUACUUCCUUAUUAUUAUACACUUUUCUACAAAGCACAUACACAAGGUUCAACAGUAAUUCGACCACUAUUUCAUGAAUAUCCGACAGAUAAAGUUACAUUAGAUAUAUUUCUUCAAUUUCUCAUCGGAUCAUAUAUUAUGAUAGCACCUGUGACUGAUGAAAAUGCUCGACAAGUUCAAGUUUAUAUUCCAUCAUCACCAUGGUACAAUUAUUAUACGGGUGUAAGGAUUCCGGCAAAUAAACAAUCGAUAUCAAUGGAAGCACCUUUAGAUACAAUUCCUAUUUUGCUUAAAGGUGGAGCUAUUGUGCCAACACAAGGCUUUGCUAACAAUACAAAAUUUUCAAGAGAACAAUCAUUUGGUCUCACCAUUGUGAUUGAUUCUAAUGGAAACGCUGACGGUGAUCUAUUCUAUGAUGAUGGUGAAUCAAUCGAUACAAUUUCUUCGAAAACUUAUUUUUAUGCGACAUUCAAUUGGUCAUCAAGAGAUGGUCAAUUAACGAUGAAUGUUGUUCAAAAUAGCUAUCCACAUAUGUCAAAUUUGAUUCUGGACUCGUUGACUUUCUAUGGACUCGAUCUAAUAUCAACUACGAUUCAUGUUAAAGGAAAACAAUUCCAUCCAGCUGUACGACCUAAUACAAACAUAGUUGAAGUCACUGGUUUAGGAUUGUCGAUGGGUGAAAAUCAUAUUUUUACAAGCAAAGGCAUGGCUAUUUUCGUCCCUCACUAUUUACUUUUCAUGUGCUUUACUCUCUGGGCUAUACGAGGUCUUUUGAUCGAGCAUUGA